Molecule: messenger RNA, 1286 nt
Organism: Scomber japonicus (chub mackerel)
Lineage: Eukaryota; Metazoa; Chordata; Actinopteri; Scombriformes; Scombridae
Product: erythroid membrane-associated protein-like
Exons: 5
Coding region: 136-690 (184 amino acids)
Source: RefSeq, a predicted model, not a curated record
GACGGACCGCGACGAACCGAGACGGACGACGACGGACCGACAGCCGUUAAAACGUGUUUUUACCGGCAGUUUGUUUCUCACCGACCGGGUAACAUUAAUCCUUUCAUCGAGGUUUUUAUUCAGGUUCUUUUGAAGAUGAAGAUUUUAGCGGCGUUUGUGAUUCUCCUGCAAGUUUCCCAGCAGGCCUCAGCUGUGACGUUGGAGGUGAAGGAGGGGGAUCUGUCUGUCUUGCUGCCCUGUAAGGCACCUGCAGGUGUAACUUUACCUUUAACUGUAGACACUGUGGUGGAGUGGAAACGCCUCAACCCUGACAUCACCGUCCACGUGCGUCGUGACAACCGUGACCAGCCCAAUGACCAGAGCCAGCAGUACAGGUCACGCACGUCUCUGAGUCAGGAUGCUCUGAAGAGCGGAGACCUCAGCCUCACCCUGAAGAACAUCCAAUUGGUGGACCAAGCCGUCUACGACUGCUCCGCCAGCAAGGGACGAGAUACCCUGUUCAGUAAUAAAGUCGACCUGCAGGUCAUCAGCGAAGACGAGGCAGAGUUAGCAGCUAAGCGUGAUGAGUUCCACAACCUGUAUAUCACCUUCCUCGUCCUCUUCAUCCUUACUUUGAUUGUAGCUCUUGUGUUGGCUGGUGUAGUCUACAAAGAAAAACAUAUGAAAGGCAGAUCAGCAGUUGACAUGUGACACCUGAACGCAUCACAGGCUGAGGACACCAAGACGCGUCGCCAUGACAACGCCACCUCUCCCUGCAGGCUGAGGACAACACCAGGACGCGUCGCCAUGACAACGCCACCUCUCCCUGCAGGCUGAGGACAUCAAGACGCGUCGCCAUGACAACGCCACGUCUCCCUGUAGGCUGAGGGCAACACCAAGACGCGUUGCCAUGACAAUGCCACCUCUCCCUGCAGGCUGAGGGCAACACCAAGACGCGUCGCCAUGACAACGCCACCUCUCCCUGCAGGCUGAGGGCAACACCAAGACGCGUCGCCAUGACAACGCCACCUCUCCCUGCAGGCUGCGGACAACACCAAGACGCGUCGCCAUGACAACGCCACCUCUCCCUGCAGGCUGAGGACAACACCAGGAUUCGUCGCCAUUACAACGCCAUGUCCUCCUCCCUCCAGAUCACCCGCCUUGGCGGUUGCCGUGGCGAUAGUAGCCCAGCCCACAGUGCUUCUAACUUUGUUUGAACUUUGUUAAAUUUCCUAAAUAACUGAAUUUGUACAUUUAAUUCAUUUUGUUUGUUACCAUGGAAAUGCUUUAAUAAACAUCCAGGUAUU